UGUAUAUAUAGGAACAGAGAGGAUCUUGCCCUGUCAGAGCUGCUGAUGGGAGAGGGUCACCGAGCAGCUCAAGCAAGCCAGCGCCAUGAAGCUGCUCCUGUUGCUCCUGCUCUGUGUUCCUUUCAUUAAAUCCCAGGCUUCUACUGAUUACGAUGAUGAGGACGAAAGCACUGUACCUGAGGCUCGAGGCCACCGACCCCUAGACAAAAGGCGAGAAACGGCCCCCACGCUCAGACCCGUGGCACCUCCCAUCUCUGGAACUGGGUACCAGCCCCGGCCACGAAAGCCGGAUAAGCAGGGCAGCAAGAAGGAACGUAUCAUCUAUCCUGAUGCUGGUGGCUGCAAGCAUCCUCUCGAGGAGCUGGGAGUACUCUGUCCAACUGGAUGUGAACUGCAAACUGCACUGGUAAAACAAGAAAAGAUUGUGACAUCAGUUAUUCGUGAUCUAAAAGACAAAGUGACCAAAUUUUCUGAUACUUCUACAACUUUCUAUCAAUAUGUGAAUAUGAUAGAUGAUAAACUGAUAAAGACACAGAAACAAAGAAAAGACAAUGAUAUUUUACUUUCUGAGUAUAACACAGAAGUGGAAUUGCAUUAUAAUUAUAUAAAGGAUAAUCUGGACAAUAACAUCCCAUCAAGCCUCAGGGUCCUUCGUGCAGUCACGGAAACUUUAUACAAAAAGAUCCAGAAACUGGAAAAUGCCAUUGCAACCCAAACAGACUACUGCCGUUCCCCAUGCGUUGCUUCCUGUAAUAUUCCGGUGGUUACAGGCAAAGAAUGUGAGGAUAUUUUCAGAAAGGGAGGUGAAACAUCUGAAAUGUACCUCAUCCAACCAGAUCCUUUCGUCAGACCAUACAGAGUAUACUGUGACAUGGAAACAGAUGAUGGAGGCUGGACUUUGAUUCAGAACCGCCAGGAUGGCAGUGUUAAUUUUGGAAGAGCGUGGGAUGAAUAUAAAAAAGGAUUUGGAAAUGUUGCAAAGAGUGGAGGGAAGAACUACUGUGAUACACCAGGUGAAUAUUGGCUUGGAAAUGACAAAAUCAGCCAACUUACCAAGAUAGGGCCCACUAAAGUUUUAAUUGAAAUGGAAGAUUGGAAUGGUGAUAAAGUAUCAGCUCGCUAUGGAGGUUUCACCAUACAUAAUGAAGGAAACAAGUACCAGCUUUCAGUUAGUAACUACGGAGGCAAUGCAGGCAAUGCUCUGAUGGAAGGAGCUUCAACGUUGUAUGGAGAAAACAGGACAAUGACAAUUCACAAUGGCAUGUUCUUCAGUACUUACGACAGAGACAAUGAUGGAUGGUUAACUACAGAUUCAAGAAAACAGUGCUCCAAAGAAGAUGGUGGUGGAUGGUGGUACAAUCGUUGCCAUGCAGCCAACCCCAAUGGCAGAUACUACUGGGGAGGGUCCUACAGCUGGGAUAUGGCAAAACAUGGUACAGAUGAUGGUAUUGUAUGGAUGAACUGGAAAGGGUCAUGGUAUUCAAUGAAGAAGAUUAGCAUGAAAAUCAAGCCAUACUUCCCAGAUUAACUGCUAUAAAAGUGAUCUAAGUGUAAAGAAACAGGGAUUUUCUUUUCAUAUUUGUACCUGGUUAUGUUUUUCAAUGUGGUAUUCAGGCUUGUCUUUACAUAUGAGAACCAAAUGCAUAUGUAGGACUAUAUAUUGACCUAAAGUGAAAGGCAAUGGCAAGUGAAAAUCAAAAUCUGAACUAUGAAAAUGAGCCGCUAGUGUAUUUUGUUCCAUUUUUCAUUUCUUCACAAGACAGAAGUACUGGUUUUGAAGAUGUCCGAUAAAAUAUGUAUAUGUAUACUUGUUUCACUCUGUUACAAAGAAGUUCCAUAUCAAAAUUGAAAAGGAAGAGGAUUAUUAUAAAAUGUUUUCUAAAAAAAAAAUAAAUAAAGCCUUAAAACUGAAUUUUUCUCCACAA
Molecule: messenger RNA, 1925 nt
Organism: Anas platyrhynchos (mallard)
Lineage: Eukaryota; Metazoa; Chordata; Aves; Anseriformes; Anatidae
Gene: FGB
Product: fibrinogen beta chain
Biological process (GO): protein polymerization; platelet activation; positive regulation of heterotypic cell-cell adhesion
Cellular component (GO): fibrinogen complex
Molecular function (GO): protein-macromolecule adaptor activity; extracellular matrix structural constituent; signaling receptor binding
Source: RefSeq, a predicted model, not a curated record